ACGCUACGGGUCCACGUGGUAAAGGGUUCAAAUUCAUCAUUACAGCUAUAAAUCCAGCUGAGGGUACAUCGAAUCAGCCAAUGAAAAAUGGUACAGCUUCCAAGUCCAAAGCAAGUUGUGGCUUAGCGUUCCGCUGUAAUAAUAAUUGGUGCAUUGAUAAAGAUCUUAUAUGUGAUAGAAUUAACCAUUGUGGUGAUUAUUCGGACGAAUCAUCAGAAGGACGUGCAAAGUGUGAUAGCGUCCUAAAUCGGUUUAUGACUCUUGGAGUCACAGCUGCCGUCGCCAUCACUGUUGGUAGCAUCGUAAUAUUCAUUGUCUGCAUUGUAGCCAUUAUUUGCUGCUGCAAGAAAUCGGCCUGUAAAAAAGCGGAUCCAAAUAGUAUCACAACUACAGCAACUUCCGUUGUGACGAACGGAAGUGUAACACCUUUCCAAGGAAAAAUAAAUAAAGCAAAUCCACCCGCAGUGUUCACGCAUGCUCACCAGGGCUAUCAUCCAAUCCAACCCAGUGUUCCAGCAAUCGGACCAGCUUACACACCACUUACCCGGGAGUCGUACACCCAGUCAGCUAGUCCGUAUUCGUCGCAACCUACAUCAUGUCAUCGCUCAGCCACACCUACAAGCAGCAAAUCAGCCAAAUCGAAUCGUUCCAACCAAAGUGUUACUUUCAGCCAAGGCACGGAAAAACUCUCGCUUCCCGUUAAUGUUUAAGACGAAAUUUUUCCACCAUAACACACUCGCACGUUAACGACGUUGUUCUCACAAUAUAUGUAUGCAUACAUAAAUACAUAUACACACACACAUACAUCUGUAUAUAAACAUAGAUACAUACAUACAUACAUACAAACACAC
Messenger RNA from Octopus bimaculoides (California two-spot octopus), 851 nucleotides. RefSeq lists its product as uncharacterized. Lineage: Eukaryota; Metazoa; Mollusca; Cephalopoda; Octopoda; Octopodidae. Gene Ontology annotation, molecular function: protein binding. The record is from RefSeq and is a predicted model, not a curated record.